Molecule: messenger RNA, 3507 nt
Organism: Mus pahari (shrew mouse)
Lineage: Eukaryota; Metazoa; Chordata; Mammalia; Rodentia; Muridae
Product: zinc finger protein 595-like
Exons: 7
Coding region: 419-2533 (704 amino acids)
Biological process (GO): regulation of transcription by RNA polymerase II
Cellular component (GO): nucleus
Molecular function (GO): DNA-binding transcription factor activity, RNA polymerase II-specific; RNA polymerase II cis-regulatory region sequence-specific DNA binding
Source: RefSeq, a predicted model, not a curated record
GCAACAUAGUCCUAAAAGCGGGGGAGGGCCUCAGCAAAAGUCGCCUUUCCCUCAGAAAUUUCCGGGGACACAUAGUGCAGAAUCUGGGCCAAGGACACUAUCCGGGGUCUUGCGAAGACGUGAAAACUCCCGUGAGCCGCAGGUGCCGCGCGGGGCAUCCUGGUAGAGUCAGCAGUCAGCAACGCGGCGGCGGAAAGCGCAGCCCGGCAGCCCUGGAACGUCCCAGGACUCACUGAUGAAGUGGAACAGGGAGCGCUGGAUGGUGAAGAGAGAAAAGACUGUAGCAAAGGAUCUAGGAAUGAUUCUGGAGACUUCCACUGAGAAUAGUCUUCUUGGAUUAUCCUGUUGUAGGUGUUGAAAGACUUCCUAUGUACAAAGGUGCAAGAAGAGGAAAGUCAGAAAAGGACAAUAGGGAGAAAUGGCUGGUUCUCCAGUAAACAUGUUCCAGGGUCUGCUGACAUUCCGCGAUGUGGCUGUGGACUUCUCCCAGGAGGAGUGGGAAUGCCUGGACUCUGCUCAGAGGGCUUUGUACAUUGGUGUAAUGUUAGAGAAUUAUAACAACCUGGUGUCUGUGGGUAUUAUUGUGUGCAAGGCAGACCUGGUCCCCUGUCUGGAGCAAAUCUACAUACCCUGGAAUGUGAAGAGAGAGGAGAUGGUGGCUAAACCAGGUAGAGAGAACUAUGGAAUGUGCAGUGAAUCUGAGAUGGUCUUCUAUCAAGACUCAAAGAGUAUCAUCUAUGAGUAUGUGGAUAUGCAAUGGAAGUCCAGUGAAUGUAAUGAACUUGGCAAAAUGUUUCACAAAUCCUCCAGAUGGAUACUUUGCAAAACAAAUAAUACUCCAGAAAUCUGCAACAAAUACAGAUUUGGUAACCACAGGGAUGCAUAUAUUGAAUCAACAAACGUCAGUAGACAUGAAAGUAUGCACACUGAUGAAGAACCUUGCAAAUAUAAAGACUAUGGCAAAUCUUUAAGUUUAUUUUCAAAUAUAAGUCAGAGUCAUGGAAUCUACAUAGGAGAGAAAGAAUAUAAAGAAUGUGAUAAAACUUUUGGCUCUAUCCCAAAACUUGUACAGCUAGGAAUUUAUAGUGGAGAAAACCCACAGAAGUGUUGGAAAUAUAGAACAGGAUUCAGGACCUGCUCAAGCCUCAGUACACAUCAGAGAACUUAUACUGGAGAGAAACCAUGGAUAUGCACAGAAUAUCACAAGGCUUUUAGGUGGUUGUCAGAUCUUAAAACCCAUUACAGAAUCCAUCCUGGAGAAAAGCCUUUCAAAUGUAAGGAAUGUGACAGAUCUUCUACCUUCUGCUCUUCUCUUAGAGGACAUCAGAACAUCCAUGAGGGAAAAUUGUACAAAUGUUGGAAAUGUGACAAAUCCUUUACUCGGUGCUCAUCUCUUAGAGCACAUGAGAAAAUUCAUACAGGAGAGAAACUUUUCAAAUGUAAGGAAUGUAUUAAGUCCUUUUAUAUGCUGUCCCAGCUUAGAAAACAUGCCAGAACACAUACUGGAGAGAAACCAUACAAAUGUAAAGAAUGUGACAAAUCUUUUACCUACUCCUCAUCUCUUAGAGAACAUCAGAACAUGCAUGCUGGAAAACUAUAUAAAUGUCAGGAAUGUGACAAGUACUUUACCCGGUGCUCAUCUCUUAGAGCACAUGAGAAAAUUCACACUGGAGAGAAACCUUUCAAAUGUAAGGAAUGUGGUAAGUCAUUUUAUAUGUUGUCACAACUUAGAAAACAUGCCAGAACUCAUACUGGAGAGAAACCGUACAAAUGCAAAGAGUGUGAGAAAUCCUUUACUCAGUGUUCAACCCUUAGGAUACAUCAGAAAAUUCAUGCUGGAGAGAAACCCUACAAAUGUAAAGAAUGUGGUAAGUGCUUUUAUAAAUUGUCAUAUCUUAAAGUCCAUUACAGAACCCAUACUGGAGAGAAGCCUUACCAAUGUAAAGAAUGUGGUAAGGGAUUUUCCCAGUUGUCUUGUCUUAAAAGCCAUGAAAGAAUCCAUACUGGAGAGAAACCUUACAAAUGCAGUGAAUGUGACAAAUCCUUCACACACUGCUCAACUUGUAGGAGACACCAGAGCACUCAUGCUGCAAAGCUUUACAAAUGUGAAGAAUGUGACAAAUCCUUUGCCAAACAGUCAUCUCUCAGAACACAUCAGAAAGUCCAUGCUGGAGAGAAACCUCAUGCUUGUAAAGAAUGUGGUAAGGCCUUCCAUCAACUAUCACAUCUGAAAGUUCAUUACAGAAUCCAUACUGGAGAGAAACCUUAUAAAUGUGAUGAAUGUGAGAAAUCAUUUACGAAAUGUUCAUCUCUUAGAACACAUCAGAAAAUUCAUGCAGGAGAGAAACCUCAUGCUUGUGAAAAAUGUGGCAAGGCCUUCUAUCACUUAUCACACCUUAACAUCCAUUACAGAAUUCAUACAGGGGAAAAACCUUACAAAUGUAGUGAAUGUGAUAAAUCCUUUACCACAUUGGCAAACCUUAGGAGACAUCACAGACUUCAUACUGGGGAGAAAACUUUCCAUAGUAAAUAAUAUGUUGUAUGCUUUUCCCAGAAUGCUGUCCUUAGGCACUACUGCAGGCUCCACUCCAAAAAACAUUAUGAACAUGAGAAAUCUGAGAAUGCUUUUACAGAAUAUUUAAAUCUUAGAAAACAUCUAAAGUUUAUAGUGAAAUGUUAUACUAUUGGAAGCUUUUCAUUAAAACAUUAUACUUGUUCAACCUCAAAAAAUUCAUAAUGAAGACAAUAUGUGUUAAUCCAAAGGACGUUACCAAACUUUUAGUUAUUCCCUGAAAUGAUAUUAGAGAGAAAUCAUAUAUGUUUGCCAUUGUGCUAUAUUCAUGCCUCGCUGCACAGUAGAAAUUCCUCUCUAUAGAUCCCAAAGAAAUAACAUUGAAUUUGGCAAAGUCUGUUCCUACUAGACUUUCCUGAAGGAAAACCCAAGAAAGUGCUUUAAUAAAGACACCCCCUUUUUUUUUUCACCUUCAAAAUACUCUUUCUGAUGUGAAAACUUGUCAAUCACAAUAUGAUGAGAACUUAACAGUGAUAAUCUGUGUGCUCAUGCACAGCUAGAAAAUCCCCCAAGAAUGUGCAGGAAAAUUAUUUUUCAGUACUCAAGAGAGAUGAGUAUUUAGUAGAACCACAGAGCAUAGUAACAGUAGAAGUUUCAUAUACAAAUAAUAAAACACAAAGGUUUGUAGGCAUUAGAGAAGCCAGUGUACUACAUUAGCAAAUGGUUAUAUAUAAUUGGUAUCAAUCGCUGCUCCUUCAGAGCUGAUGAAUCCAAGACAGGAGUCACCAAAGUUAGUAGGGACUGACAAUAACCAUCAAGGGACCUCAAUUGUCUGAACAAUCUUAAUGCCAAUUUCAAGCACUCUAUGUGUCAGGGCUCCUUUGUACACAGAUCUGCACAGAUCAAAGUCCAUUUGAUGAUCUUUCAGUACUUUUCUUCAUUUCUUAUCAUUUAAAAACAAUUCUUAGCCAGGUAGCAGUUGCACAGGCCUUUAA